AUGAGGCCUCCCCAACCCGACCUCCCCUCCGCCUCCCCUACUCCCCACCCCAGCCUCGGGUCGCCGCCCCUCGCCGCAGGCCUCCCUGCCUGGCCCUGCCGCCCCUCGCUGCCGGCCUCCCUGCCUGACCCUGCCUCGGGCCUCCCCGCCCAGUCGCCGUGCCCUCUGAUCACCUCCGGCCUCCCUACCCGAGACUCCUCACCCUGGUCGCCGUGCCCUGGCCUCCCCGCUCAGCCCCACCUCAUCGGCCUCCGCGCCCGGCCGUCGCCCCUCCUUGGCCUCCCCUCCCUGCCGCCCCUCCCCGCGGCCACCCCGCCCCGCCUCCUCGCCCAGUCGCCUCCCCGUUGUCCCUCCCUAGCCCCCACUGCCGCCCCUCUCUUGCCUCCCCACCCGGCCGCCCUGCUGCCGCAGCGGAACGAGUGCAGCAAGGCACCGUGA
Phragmites australis (common reed) is the source of this 438-nucleotide messenger RNA. RefSeq names its product vegetative cell wall protein gp1-like. The record is from RefSeq and is a predicted model, not a curated record. The coding region runs from base 1 to 438 and encodes 145 amino acids. The transcript has a single exon. Lineage: Eukaryota; Viridiplantae; Streptophyta; Magnoliopsida; Poales; Poaceae.